Hypoxylon trugodes is the source of this 1664-nucleotide messenger RNA. RefSeq lists its product as uncharacterized. NCBI's taxonomy places the organism in Eukaryota, Fungi, Ascomycota, Sordariomycetes, Xylariales, Hypoxylaceae. The record is from RefSeq and is a predicted model, not a curated record. The transcript has a single exon. Bases 885 to 1136 code for a protein of 83 amino acids.
GCUUGUCUUUGAUUCAUUCUAGCACUCAUUAGGUACCUAAUAUACGAGCAGUAACAUAUCUUACAUGAUUGGAAUCAUACAUUGACUGUCCCUUUUCGUCAUGUUCGACCAGCAAAACGAGUUGAACAUAUAGCAUAGCCAAACUAUUUAGUAUUUCAAGCGCUAAUGAAUUUGGGCGCCGUAAUAGAAAUUCCCGCUGGAACUAGACAUGCCAUCUAAUAGUGACCGGAGUUGUUACCUCAUUGAGGGUGUAGGAUGCUCCACCGAGGUGGUAGAUUUGUAUGAGGCACUGGGAACCUUGACUAGCUCUAGGGAUAAAAACUACUUUCGUCGUGGCGGUGUGCCUUGAUACAUCCAAAGUAAGGAGCUCGAGCCACGAAAACGUGACCUUGCGUACAUCAUCUUCGAAAAGGCCAGUAUAAUUCUUUUCGAAUGUGUACAUGUAUGACGAAAGCCUCUCAUCUCCGACCUAAGAGCCUCAUUUCAAAAGACGGCUAUGCGUCAUCGGCUCUACGGGUAGUGACGUAAAGCUCUCGCUAUCUAUCGGCAAGCAAAGUGCCGUGACUGGAUGGAUAUGCGUGUCCUCACGUCGCACAGGGGCGAUGGCAGAGGUAGAUAGAAAAAGGACACAAGAUCGGCGUGAGUAGGCGUGACCGACCGACGUAGGAGACGGGCUUUAAGCUAAACCCCGACAGCGAUGAGAGACUGACUAGUCCCAUGUGGAGAGCGCCCCGUUUCGCGGACGCUAAGGUGGUGGGAGGAGUGCAGGUAGCCUUUGCGGACGGGUGACGGCUGCUGAGAUGCGGCUCCUUGCGCCGUAACGGUGCGACGUAGAUGGGGUAGACGACGCGUGAAGCCGUUGCGCAGCGUUCCAGAAGGCUUCUAUGCUUUCGUCGGUGUGUAAUCUACUUUUUUCUUUUGCUACGGUUGUAGUCGGUCCGCUGGGUACGGACAGCUUGGAUGUAACGCGUUUGCCGACGUCUGGUCCCAUCUACGCGCGUAAAGAUGAUGCUUCAAGGAGGUACUUGGUUACCUGGGAUUAUGGGCUCGGUGUGGGGGAGGCCGGAAGGACUGUACCUUUGUUGUUGGUUGGACUUGGCUUGGCGUCGCGACUUGGAGGAAGGUGGACGAGGUGAUAAUGGACGGCGUUGGUUCACAUAUUUUCUCUGAUAUCUUACAUACUUAGCUCACGAUGUUGAAUUAGAUAAACUUGAGUUCAUGAUCAUCGUCGGCAAGGCGAGACUUGUUAGGUGGCCGAUAUCUCAAUACUGGUAGAUCUAUUGCCUCGGCUUUCAAACUCGCCCAGAUUGUUGCUCCAGCCAGCGGUGGAAUUUUGUCGCGGCGGUCAAGCAUAAUGGAUGCUUCUGGAUUACGGCACCGUCUCCAUAUUUGGAGAUACGUAAUAAACGAUCCCUAAAGAUUUAGCAAGCGGGCGCUGUAUUUCCAAAACAACAUUCUCGUUUCAUGGACUGAAUUGGCAGGGCUUGAUGUGGGGGUAAUCGUCCGCGUUACCUCCGUGUCUACUAGAGAAUAGGUUUUAAGAGAACAAAGCACAUUCUAAAUUCAUUUCUAAGUGGAAUGUAGUACAUGACUUAACUAUACGCGGCUUCGGCUUCAUUUCGAGGGUGAGGUGAUGGUAUCGUGAGAAAGGAGGGAAAAAAGAG